Closterium sp. Naga37s-1 is the source of this 945-nucleotide messenger RNA. The record is from the annotation of a GenBank genome assembly. Lineage: Eukaryota; Viridiplantae; Streptophyta; Zygnematophyceae; Desmidiales; Closteriaceae.
AUGCGUUUACCUCUUUCCCUCGUGCCAACACCUCCUUUCCCAUCUCACAGCACCUCCUUUCCCCAUCUCAUGGCACCUCCCUUCACCCCUCUCACGGCACCUCCCUUCACCCCUCUCACGGCACCUCCCUUCACCCCUCUCACGGCACCUCCCUUCACCCUCCCUAAGCACCUUUCUCCUUGCCAUCCGACCUCAUCUCCCUUCCCUAUCCCUAAGGAUCAUCCACACAUCUUCCUCCUAUCACAUCAGCUCUUUCCCCCCUGCCAGCACCUCCCUUCCUGCCUCCCUUCCCCCACUGACACCGCCUAUUUCCUCACGGCCAGCACCUCCCUUCCCCCUCUUGCAGCAACUCCCUUCAACCUCUCUCGGCACCUCCCUUCCCCCUCUCAUAGCACCUCCUUUCCCCCUCUGAAAGCACCUCCCUUCCCCCUCUCUCAGCACUCCCUCCCCCCUCUCACAGCACCUCCAAUCCCCCUCUCACAGCACCUCCUUUCCCCCUCUCUCACCACCUCCCUUCCCCCUCUCACAGCCCUCCCUUCCCCCUCUCGCAGCACCUCCCUCCCCCCUCUGACCUUACCUCCCUUUCCCCUCCCUAAGCACCUCUCUCCCCCCUCCCACAUCGUUGCCUUCCCCCCUGCCAGCACCUCCCUUCCUGCCUCCAUUCCCCCACCGACACCGCCUAUUUCCUCACGGGCAGCACCUCCCUUCCCCCUCUCACAGCAACUCCUUUCCCCCUCUCUCAGCACCUCGCUUCCCCCUCUGUCCUCACCUCCCUCCCCCCUCUCACACACCUCUCUUCCCCCUCUCACAUCAUCCAUUUCCCCCCUGCCAGCCCCUCUCUCCCUUCUAUCUAAGAACCUCUCUUCCUCCUCCGAAAUCACGUUCCUUUCCUCCUCCCCUCACCUACCUUCACUGUCUGACCUCUCCUCCCUUCCCCUUCCCUAA